Molecule: messenger RNA, 2720 nt
Organism: Electrophorus electricus (electric eel)
Lineage: Eukaryota; Metazoa; Chordata; Actinopteri; Gymnotiformes; Gymnotidae
Source: RefSeq, a predicted model, not a curated record
CAUGUCUUACACCACAGAGCUGCGAGGGUAUGGUUUGCACACAGCUGCUUCCUUUCCAGCCAACGUCACAUUUAUUGUGUCUCUGGAGUAAAUCGUAAUGUAAUGCGUUGGAUUGAAACGCGAGAGGCGACCAGCAUAUCUGGAAGGGUGUCUAAAAGAGCCGCGUUUCAAUGCUGCACGUCCGACAGCUAAGCGUCUCUUAUCAGUGACAUUUUAAACUUGUUUUUUCACUUCGCCUCUACUGCUCUCUGAAUUUUUGAGAGCAAUUUCCUGGCUAAAUGAACGUCUUUGGUCAUGUAGUGAUUUUAGCAUCAGCCCUAACAGCAUGUCUAGCUGUGAUCACUCAGAUCAGUGUGGAGGAUGUCCCAUUUGGUGGCACAGUGUUCCUGCCCUGCAACAGCUCAGCCUAUGGUGGAGGAGAGCUCGAUGUGAAAUGGCAGGUCAUGGGCAAAGAUGUGGCUUCUUUCCUGGAUGGCCAGGUGGUGGCUGGGAAGGAAUAUGAGGGGCGUGUGGAGCUGCUCCAAUCAGAGACCUUGGAAGGGGACUUCUCCUUGACACUGACCAAUGCAAUAAUGAGUGAUACAGACAUAUAUGAGUGUCUAUGGCAGGGGAAGAUGAUCAUAAGCAUAGUGACACUUAACGUUUUGCCCCCACCAUUUCCUGAUGCUCGUACUCUCAUUUUGGAGGGUGAGGAUGUCACACUGCCCUGCUUCGGUAAAAUGCCCAAAAAUAAACACUGGGAGAAUAUGUAUAUCCAGUGGCUGAAAGAUGACAUACAGGUCCUGCUGCUCGAAUCCGGCAUGGUCACCAAAGAUGGUGGCUCCCAGAGCCAGUUAUUACCUUCCAAAGAGGAAGUCAGCCAGGGCAACUUUUCCCUGACCAUCAAGUCAACGAAGGUUUUGGACCAAGGUGUUUACAGAUGCCUCUAUAAGACCAACGAUUUUGAGGGUCCACGAAGGGGUCAUCCUGAGGCAUACACUCUCACUGUUACAGUGACCUCAGAGCCACCUCUGUUCCAAGCUGUGCCAAGCACUACUACUCAAUUUACUGGGUUGGAUGUUGAUGCUAAAAUGGAUAGCACUACGGAGCAGCCUGCUCUGGAAGUUUUCCAAACAUUUACACCUGAUGAUACAGCUUGGAUGAAGAAAGCCUUUGGUGUCACAAAGAAUACCAAAUCUAGCACCAGCAUGGAGGUUACUGGACUAAUAACUCAUAACAGAGAAGACAGCACUACAGUGCAGGAUUCUGUGAGAGUGAUAUCAGACCUACCAACACAGGCCAGAAUGACCACUGACCUUGUUGGUGCCAGUGCUAACAGGACUACAAAGCUAAAUACCAUAGAAGUGAUAUCAGAUCUACCAGCACAGGCCAGAAUGACCACUGACCUUGUUGGGUUAAUCUCUGGUGGCAGUACUGACAGCACUACAGAGCAGGAUCCUCUGGAAGUAAUAUCAUACCUACCACCACAGGCCAGAAUGACCACUGACCUUGUUGGGUUAAUCUCUGGUGCCAGUGCUGACAGCACUGUAGAGCAGGAUCCUCUGGAAGUGAUAUCAGACCUACCAACACAGGCCAGAAUAAACACUGACUUUGUUGGGUUAAUCGUUGGUGGAAAUGCUGACAGCACUACAGAACAGAAUGCCAUGGAAGUUUUCCAAACAUUUACACCAGGUGAUACAGCAUGGACAGAGAAAGCCUUUGGUGUCACAGAGAAGACCAAAUCAGGCACCAGCAUGGAACUUACUGGAAUAAUUAUUCAUGACAGAGAAGACAGAACUACAGUACAGAACUCUGUGAGAGUGAUAUCAGACCUACCACCACAGGCCAGAAUGACCACUGACCUUGUUGAGUUAAUCUCUGGUGCCAGUUCUGAUAGCUCUACAGGGCAGAAUCCUCUGGAAGUUUUUCAAACAUUUACACCUGAUGAUACAUUGCGGAUGGAGAAAGCCUUUGGUGUCACGGAUAAUACCAAAUCUAGCACCAGCAUGGAGUUUACUGGACUAAACACUCAUGACAGAGAAGACAGCACUACAGUACAUGAUUCUGUGAGAGUGAUAUCAGAUCUACCACCACAGGCCAGAAUUACCACUGACAUUGUUGGGUUAAUCUCUGGUGCCAGUGCUGACAGUGCAGGAUCAGAGCAGGAUCCUCUGGAAGGUUAUGGAUAUACUUCAGAAGUUCUAUGGAAAGAGAACGUGCCAUGGCUUUGUAUUGGGAUCGUCAGUGGAGUUAUACUGUUCACUGCAGUGUUCCUGUGCACAUUGGUGACACUGGGCAAGCUCUGACUUGUAAAAUGAGAACAGAACAUUAAGGACCCAGAACUGUUGCUAAGGACUGUAAUUAUGUUGCUAAGAGGUUGAUGCUGCCCAACAGGGUACUGUCUGCCUGGGGCAGGUGAGACAGUCUGGUAUUACCAUGAUCUGUAUUGUUGAACCCAUGCUGGGCAUUUUGGUGCUACUUUUGGAGCUUCUCAGGUAAUUUCUUUAAAUACGGACCUUUAAAAUGCUGGAGCAGUUAGCAGCAUUAGAUUUGUGACUGUUAAACCAUUUUAUGGUCAUGUUCCAAAUGUAAAUGUAAAUCCAGAUGCUUUGUUAAAAUUUCUGAAACUGUCUUAUGCUUUCCGCAUUUUUAACAGUUUAAGUGCUUUGCAAUAUAAAUCAAAGUGAAGGUGAGAACAUUUAGGUCAGUGAUUUAUCUUAAUAAACUUGACUCUUGCACAA